Molecule: messenger RNA, 1186 nt
Organism: Phanerochaete carnosa HHB-10118-sp
Lineage: Eukaryota; Fungi; Basidiomycota; Agaricomycetes; Polyporales; Phanerochaetaceae
Exons: 1
Coding region: 143-961 (272 amino acids)
Molecular function (GO): methyltransferase activity
Source: RefSeq, a predicted model, not a curated record
AUUUAUAUAGAGUCCACUGCAGCUUUUACGCCAGGAGACCUCCACUUCUUCACUCAUAGCGAUAUACGGUAUGCCAUAGCCUCCAUUGCUGUACAUUCAUAUGUGACACGUUGCUCAGGCCAGUAGCCCCCGAUAUUGAAAUAUGUCCGCCACGAAGGAAGCCGUCUACACCCAUGGUCACAGCGAGCCUGUCUUGCGUUCGCAUAGCUCGCGUACAGCAAUCAACUCUGCCGCAUAUCUUCUCCCGCAUCUGAAGCCAGACAUGACCAUCCUCGACGUCGGAUGCGGGCCCGGAACCAUCUCCACUGAUCUCGCUACCUACGUGCCCCAGGGUCACGUCACCGCGCUCGACUACGCAUCCAGCGUCCUCGAAAACGCACGCGCAUCCGCCGCUGCGCGGGCCGUGCAGAACAUCAGCUUCACGACAGGCGAUGUGCACGCGCUGCCUUUCGCCGAUGCCUCCUUCGACGUCACACACGCGCACCAGGUGCUCCAGCACAUCACAGACCCCGUGCAGGCGCUGCGUGAGAUGCGCCGCGUCACGCGGCCCGGCGGCAUCGUCGCCGUCCGCGACGUCAACUUCUGCGCGACGUCCUGGUACCCCGACAGCGCGGCCAUGGACCACUGGCUCGACCUCUACCUGCGCGUCGCACGUGGGAACGGCGGCACACCCGACUGUGGUCGCCGGCUGCACGCCUGGGCGCGGCAGGCCGGGUUCGAUCCUGCGCGAGUGACGUGCAGCGCAGGCACCUGGAACUACCACACCCCCGAGGAGCGCGCUUGGCUUGGCGGUCUAUGGGCUGACAGGACUCUGCAAUCGAACUUCGCACCCACCGCGAUUAAGAACGGAUUCGCCACCCAAGAGGACCUCGAACGGGUGGCGCAGACUUGGAGGGCAUGGGCUGCGGACGAAGAUGGCUGGUUGACAAUGGUGCACGGCGAGAUUAUCUGCGCGGUGUGAUAGUCUGGUCAAUAAGACAGUAUUCUGGCUCUUGGCAUGAUUUUAGCGUCAUGAAGUAGUUUGGCGGACAACGCUGCACGUCAGAUUUCUUGCCUGUAACGUGUUCGCGAUGCCCCUGGGCGGUAUUAUCUCUAGUACUUUGUUCUGGAUCCUAAAAAACGCUGCAUUUACCCGAGCUCAGCGCUGACUGACAGCGCACAGUGCAAUGUAAGAUGUCACACAGCU